Molecule: messenger RNA, 4240 nt
Organism: Acanthopagrus latus (yellowfin seabream)
Lineage: Eukaryota; Metazoa; Chordata; Actinopteri; Spariformes; Sparidae
Gene: csgalnact2
Product: chondroitin sulfate N-acetylgalactosaminyltransferase 2
Exons: 8
Coding region: 327-1946 (539 amino acids)
Cellular component (GO): Golgi cisterna membrane
Molecular function (GO): glucuronosyl-N-acetylgalactosaminyl-proteoglycan 4-beta-N-acetylgalactosaminyltransferase activity
Source: RefSeq, a predicted model, not a curated record
CGGAAGUAGACUACGACCCACUCUUUUCUCUUUGCUCCGUGGCAUUUUGCAACACAGGCAGCCUGCUGCCGCUGGAUUUACACUAAACCAACUGCUGUAAGCUCCGGCAGAAAUGGAUAAAGAUGGCAUUAGGUGAUCAUCGAAUGGAUUUACACAGGACAAAUAAAUGAAGACACUGAUAGAUUGGAGCCAAGAAGCAGUACCUUCACAAUGACUUAAAUACCCUUCCAAACCUCUAAGAUGAUGUGCAGUGGCUCAUUGUAUGUCAUGUGAUCGGAGGGGAAAGGGAAUGCAGACUUGCCAGCUAUAGCUUUUAUGUGAGCGUGAUGCCCAGGCGGGGGUUGCCGCUCCAGGGCCGGGUCCGCUGGCUCUACCUGGGCCUCUUCCUGCUGCUGGUGCUGCUGCUAUUCGCGUACAUGCUGGAGUGCACCCCUCCAGCAGACGUCAGCCUGGUCCUGCCCGGCCUCGCUGGGGAGAGCUAUGGGAAAGAGUACUAUCAGGCCCUGCUGCAGGAGCAGGAGGAGCGCCACCUAAACCGUGCUGCCAGUCUCAAGCGCCAGAUUGCGCAGCUCAAGCAGGAGCUUCAAGAAAUGAGUGAAAAACUAAAGCUCCUGCAGGACAAGAAGGAGCUCCCCGGGGUGCAGGGCCUUGCCGAGAAUAAAGACCAAGAGCCUGGAGAUCUGCUGGAUUACCUGCACUCUCAGAUCGAUAAGGCCGAGGUCAACACAGGGGCACGCCUCCCCAGUGAGUAUGCCCUGGUGCCUUUUGAGAGUUUCACCUCGUCCAAGGUGUAUCAGCUGGAGAUGGGGCUGACGCGGCACCCAGAGGAGAAGCCUGUCCGCAAAGACCGCAGGGAUGAGCUGGUGGAGGUCAUUGAGGCUGCGCUGGACAUCAUCAACAACCCGGAUGAGGAGGAUGGCGUGGAGGAAGAUGUGCCGAUGCAUAGACAAACCUAUACAGAGGUUCACUUUACAGAAGGACUGUACAGGACGGAGCGAGACAAAGGGACCCUUUACGAGCUGUUCUUUGCCAAAGAAGAUUCCAGCAGCUUUCGUCACGUCACUCUCUUCAGGCCAUUCGGUCCCUUAAUGAAAGUCAGGAGCACAUCUGUAGAAACAUCAGGAAUGAUUAUAAACAUUAUUGUGCCGCUGGCAGGCAGAGUUGAAACAUUCUCACAGUUCUUACACAACUUCAGGGAGGUGUGCAUACAACAGGACAGACGAGUGCAUCUCACAGUGGUUUACUUUGGGCAGGAGGGCCUAGACGAAGUGAAGACAUCGUUGGAAAAAAUGUCAAGGGAGGAGAGCUUCUCCAACUACACUCUGAUCCCGGUGGACGAGGAGUUUUCACGAGGUCGGGGUCUGGAUAUCGGCGCCCAUGCCUGGAAGACAGGCGACGUCUUAAUGUUUUUUUGUGAUGUUGACAUCCAUUUUACUCUGGAGUUCCUUAACACCUGUCGUCUCCACUCUGCUCCAAAUAAAAAGGUCUUCUAUCCAGUGGUGUUCAGUCUGUACAAUCCGGCCAUAGUGUAUGGAAAUUUGGAGCUGGCUCCACCUAUUGAACUCCAACUGAUUCACAAAAAAGACGCUGGAUUCUGGAGAGAUUUUGGUUUUGGAAUGACGUGUCAGUAUCGCUCUGAUUUCCUAAAUAUCGGUGGGUUUGAUCUUGAAGUCAAAGGCUGGGGUGUGGAGGAUGUCCACCUGUACAGGAAGUACCUUCGAAGUGACCUGAUAGUGACGCGGACGCCAGUAUCCAGUCUCUUCCACCUGUGGCACGAAAAGCAGUGUGCAGACGAGCUGACGCCCGAGCAGUACCGGAUGUGCAUCCAGUCCAAAGCCAUGAACGAGGCCUCCCACUCUCACCUGGGCAUGUUGGUUUUCCGCGAGGAGAUCGAGGCUCACCUACGCAAGCAGGCCUUCAAGACUCAGAGCAAAACAGAGGAGUGAGCAAAGCCUCUAACAUCAGUCCAACGCGAAGACUGCAAGGUGCUGGCAUUAUUAACGCACUACAGCAAAGACAUGUUUACAUGGAUCCUUCUGCAUUUCACCGCACAGCUGUAGACAAAUGAAUGUACAAAAACGAACAUUGAUCAAUGUGAAGCGUCACAACAUGGUACAAGUCUUAUUGAAGAGCUACAGCAGAAUCAUACACAAGAAAAAAAAUUGGUAAUGUGUAACCUGUUGAAGGAAAACUCACAUGUACAACAGGUAAUGUGUCUCCUGGGGUAAGGUUGACAUAGUGUUUUAUACAUAAUGAAAUCAAUUCAGUAAGCAUGUCGUUAUUAUCUGGGGGAAGCUUCUCAUUAAGCCAUCAUAUCUUCUUCAAACACAGCGCCUGACCUGCAACCAGUCUCUCCACCAUUUUCACCUUCUCUGCUGCUUAAAGGUAUACUACGCAGGAUUUUUCUCCAAACAAUGUAUGGCUUCAGACUAACCUUUUACACUUGGGGCACUGGUACGACUUUCUCAUUUAGCUGCACCAGCACAUAAUUUAGUUGCACCCGAUAAUACUUAAUUACAUUUCUUAACACAUUAUGUAAAUUAGUGUAAAUAGGUUUAAUGGUGUAGAUCCAUGUUUUUCUUUUAAAUCAAAGCACAUAACUUCAAAAGUUUUUGUAGGCUUCAUCUUUUUUAAAUCAUACCUGCUAAAUUUCAGGCGCACUGGCGAAAGCAAUGUAAAUAUUCACACUUGAGUGAUGUUUGGGCACACGUGCACCCUUCAGCUCUGCAAUGUAUAGACUCAUACAGAGGUAUUUCCUCUCAGUCAUCACUUACUCCUGUAUUUUUGUAUUAUUACUGUUGUGUUGGGGAGGUUUCUAGGCUGCAACUUUUAAUUCAACAACAGUGUGCAGUGGAGGUAGGGACUUUAGAAAAAGCUAGUGACCAGGUACAGCAUCGUGAGCAGCGUGCAUCAAAGACAACGCUACCAAAUGGUGGAAAUCGCACCAAAUAAAUGCAAACAGAGCAAAGUGAAACAAGCGGAUCAAGCUGGUCAAAAAAAUGAGAGUAAAAAGAGAACAGCACCAAAGGCGGGAUGGUGUUGAGCUCGAGGUUUGAAUGUUGUUUGCAAAAGGUAACCAACAACUCCUGCAUAGUAUACCUUAAACUACCUUUCACUGCUGAAUGUGACCUCAGCCAGUACAUUUCAGAUGAGUUCUUGUUCAAAGGAUCAAAUCCAACAUGCUGUCAAAGUUUAUGGUGACUUUAUAAUAGAAAAAAACAGUGACAUAAGAGUAACCAGUCCAACUGGACAACUAUUUAUUUACUGGUGACAGAAGGAAAUGGAGAAAGUCACUCUUACUUAAAAUGUUGACCCCACAACCAAUUCUACGUUUCUAUUCAUUCCAGGUUGUCUGCAAGUUGAGGAUCAAAGCAAUUUACAUUCUUUAACAUUUUCCAGUAGAUUGGCAGUUGUGUAUGGAGCCAUACUGUUAUGUUAGUAUUAUAUUUAUAGCUAUAGUAGUUACAGACUGGCACUGUGGUAUAAAAGGGACCUUUUUGUGUUUUAUGUGACAGUCACUGACUAUCUUCCUUUGCUGGUAAAAUUUACAAAGUGAUCAGUUAACAGAGAAGCAUGUUGAAGAAAUAGUUAAAGAGCCAGGGGCAAAAGAUGUGCUUAUAGCAUGCAGCGCUAUGAUAUCAGGUCUAUGUUGGACCAGUAUUAUUGUUAAAAUAACAAAGAUUUGUCAUGUGAGAAUCACUCACAGCACUAUGAUUCCUAAUACUGGACUGAUAUUGAAUGUUAUAGCCACUCUUGUAAAUACUUUUCUAAUGUUUCUUUGUUUCAUACGUGAGUUGAAUACUUUGUCGUAUGUGCCUACAUGCUUAAACUGAUAUGAAGAGAUUGUUUUCAAGAUGUGUCAACAGCUGUAGGCCUGGUGAUGUUACUCCAUCUCAUAAUGAGAGCGGAUGUUUAAGCCAGAAAGGUUCAGUCAGAGGCCAGAGGUGUAAUGUUAAUGCGUACAGCUGUUAAAGCGCUAAAUAGUGCAGGCAAGAAGUGCUUUAUUUUCUCACAAUGAAAGCAGGUUAUUCUUGCAUCUCAUCAUGUACUGUAAUUAUUUUUAACCAAUGUUUUUGCAGAUAUACAGCUUUUUCUAGACAGAAUUACAGUCUCCUCACUCCGCAGGAGAAAUGUUCCACGUCUUCCUCCCAGCAGUACACAACAGUUCAAUCAGAGUAACUGUGCAAGGAAAUGAUUUAUUUUGAAUUUUUGGCCAUGAAAUAAAACUUACAGAAGGCUG